This is a messenger RNA of Poecilia latipinna (sailfin molly), 1844 nucleotides long. It is a transcript of the gene wdr73, whose product is annotated as WD repeat domain 73. Gene Ontology annotation, biological process: cytoplasmic microtubule organization. Bases 101 to 1228 code for a protein of 375 amino acids. Lineage: Eukaryota; Metazoa; Chordata; Actinopteri; Cyprinodontiformes; Poeciliidae. Gene Ontology annotation, cellular component: spindle pole; cytosol. The transcript is spliced from 8 exons. The record is from RefSeq and is a predicted model, not a curated record. Gene Ontology annotation, molecular function: protein binding.
CCAGCAGGUGGCGGUGCUGCUCUGCGGCCACUGGAUAAAAAGUUACGGAAGCUGAGCGGAAACUGGUGGAGAAGCAAAAAUGAAGCGCCUUUAAAGAGAGAUGAUGGGAGAGACAGAAGCUGUGGAGAUUGAUGAUAUUUUAGAUGACUGGUUCAUUGAGUCUUUGAAAUCAUAUAAGGAUCUUCAUGUGUACCAGCUGGAACAUCCCACUCAAAUCAUCGAGUGGACGUCUGGAAAGACCGUUUGUGUUGCUGGAUACAGCUCGGGUAAAAAUGAAAUCUUGGAGCUCCGCCUGCCGCUGAAACUUUUAGCCGAUGAAAAAAAGAGUCUCUGUGCAGAGAGGGACUUCAAAGUUGUCCAUGGCGGUUUCUCAGAAGGCCCAGUUUGCUGCCUCACACACAUUCCAGGAACCAGGUGUGUGGUGACCAACGACGGGUUGACCUCUGACCUGCAGCUGUGGGACCUCGGCGCUGACGACACUGAUGUGAUCAGGAAAACAGGAAGUCUCCAGGGGACGAGCGUUUCUCAGGCCGGCAGCAGGAUCGCAGCGCGACUCUCCUCACCGCCUCAAGUCCUUCAUGGAGCUCAGAGCAGCAGCGUCCAGCUGACCCAGCUCGGCACAGGGCAGACUCUCUAUAGACUCGAGGUCGACUCGACAGAACCUCUGAGCUCCUUAAAGUUUGUGAGUGAGACGGCGUUCCUCGCCAGCUGCUGUGACGGCACCGUUUACCUCGCAGACACUCGGACGUCCGCUCCUCCUCAGGCUUCACCUCCACCCGGGGAAUGCGCCCUAUGGUGGACAGACGCCUCUGCAGCGCCGCAGUGUAGUGUCAUCAGGCUUUCCUCCUCUGGUCAGGCCGUCGUUUCAGACCUCAGGAAUCUGGGAGGAGCCCUGUGUCGGGCUCAGCUGGAUGUCCAGACGUCGCCAAGGAAACCGGAGGAUGUCACAGUGGCGUGGGCUCCAGCAUUGGACGGCUGCUUCUCAGUGUCAGGUCUCAGUGGACUCGUUCAGAUUUACGACUCCGCCGGAUGGAGGGCGGAGCCGCAGGACGCCUCGCCGCUGUUCCAGCACGCCGGUCAUUCGGUUUCCUCGCAGCACGGCGAUGGCUCCGCCCCCGUCUUCAUCACCACCCAUGUCUGGCAUCCCGAGCGGCCGAGGACGGUGCUGUCUGCGGCUUCAGACGGGUCCAUCCACGUUUGGGACUGGGUGGAUCCACAAACAAACUGAGCUUCCAGGAAGUACAGAUCCCUGAUCUGAAGAAAUGUCAUUCAGGAUGAGGAAUGAACGCUGGGUUCAUUUCUGAUGCAGAACACACUGUGUGGAUUUCAGUCCAACCUAUUUCCUCUGUGUGAUGAGAUGAGUUCAUAUUAAUGAAAAAUGCGAUCAGCACUGCCUUUGUAAAUUAAAGAUAGAUUGAAAUGACAGCUGUUCGUGGUAACUCAUUUAAAUCCAGACUGAGGUAUGAUGGAAUAUGUUUAUCCUGCCGCUUUUAUUUCCCGGAUGAAAUGUUUCCACCCAUAGAGGUUGGAAAGCGCUCUGAUUUUUCCAGUACAUAUUUUAGACUCUCCCAGAUCUUCUACCCUAAAUCUCAUUAAAAACACAUUUAUCUCCGAAAUUAAGUCAAUUUAUGCUAUUAAAAGUAAUUUUAUUCCUGAUGAAUGAGGCUUCCACCUACAUUUAUUUUUGUUUUUACAGAAACUUACCAGCAUAACCACUCAAGAUCUGGGCAAAACUCUUCUUGCACCAAACUUUCCAUGAAUGUUCUUUUAAAUCGUUCUGUAUGCUUUUAGAUACGAGUUUUGCUUUUCAGUUGAUGUUGGAAUAAAUGUUGGAUGAGGAAUUC